UGAUUGGUUGGAAAGGCAGACGUGAGCUGGUGGGGAGGUCUGGGGAGGCCGUGAGGUGCGCAGAACAACUUGCCUGGUGCUCCAUGGAAACCAGGCUGUGUGGAAACGUUAACCCAACCUGGUCCCCGGAAAUGCGAGGAUCGGCCUCAGGCUUUCUUUACAUGCUGUCCUGAAUAAAUGGGAAAGGGAAUGUUGGCACCUGACACGAUCCCACCCCCCCUCAUUUAUUGGGGACGCUAUAUGGGACAGUGAAGCAAUGGUCAGACCAAUGCCCUGCUCUGACGUUAAAACUAAUAAAAUGAACAAUUAAAACACGUGAUUCACUCCUUUAUAGGUGCCUUUUAAUCAAACAGGCACAGGAUAUGUUCUUUGGACCUAGGAUCAUAUGGAUGCUUCUUGAGACCCUGCGGAAGAGACCCUAAAAUUGGGGCUCUGGUCUUUGCUCCUAGAAUAGCCUGAGAACUGGGACUUGCUUCUGGUCUCCAGGGCAACAGGCCAGGUGACCAAUCAGGUCGCAGACCCGGGGUCAUUGUUGGAGGCGGACGUGUUGCCAUGACUCCUGAAACCUGGGUGACUGGAUGAUAACAGAGACAUGAGCCUGCUUGUGUCCUGGGCUGGUGUCCCGCAAGCUGUGGACAUGUCUGUGGGAAAGACCACGAAAGCAGAAGAGAGUUUUCAAAGGGUCCUGGGAUUUAAGAAGAUGGUCGACAGGUGGCAGAAUUCACACACCCACUGUAUGUGGCAGACGCCGCUGGGCCAGAGGAGAAAGCUGUAUGCUGCCCUAAGGACGCAGGACACCAGGGGACAGGAGUUGGCACUGGCCAACAAGCAGCUGCUGAUGGCCCGUCGAGCGGCCCUGCACCAGCUGCUUGAACAGGAGCAUCAGCAGUACCAGCAGGAACUGAAUCUGACUGGCAGAGCAUUUUACGUGGAGAGACUCUGACGGCGCCCAAAACAAAGCUGGCUCUUAACGGCUCGAAGGCAGACAUAUGGCUCAUUCUACGGCCCUGAAUCCCUAUUGGUUGCAAAAGUGUUUAGCUGUACCCGUGAUCUUAAAACAGCUUCCUGGGUUUUGCUCACUUGCCUCUCCGAUCUCACUUCCUCUCGUCUUUUCCGUCUUCCUGGACAAAUAGCUCGGAGUGUGGCUGUUCACCCAUGGGUGCCGUGGCGCUUGGCUGGCAGGAGGCCUGGGGUCCCAUGAUGAGACCUGGGACAGGUCUCUUUCCUCCAGACCCGAAUUCCCACCUCUGCAAAUUGACAGGGUUCCAAACUCCAGUGCAAUGAGGGGUGAGGCAGCUAUAAGGAAGUAAGGAGCAGCGAUUUAUGUGAAGCUGCUCAGAGCGUGUACGAUCUCACGGCCUUGAGAUUCUCAAGAAUUCUAAAAGGUAGUGGUUGGUCACAUGCAUCUGUAGGCCACAGAGAACCUUACUUAUGAAGAUCUGCUUUGCAUAAAAUGACAUCACAAGCCAGAGAGACCCCCGUUGUGCAGCCGGUAACAGGUGCCAGGACAAACUGUCACCGCCAGGCCAGAACAACUUCCCGGGCCCCUCACCUGCUGUCAGCAUCCUCGUUGGCCACUUGUCCUGUCCACACGGAGCUUGUCCUGCCCUCUGCUCCGUGCGGCUGUGUGCGCUGCACAGCUCUGGUCUCCCCGUCCCGCCGCCACCCCCUCCCCCUGUCUGGCUCCAACCCUCAGCGGGCAUUUCUCCCCUCCGACACCAGAGCCCCCUCCUUUUCUCCCUGCACGCCCCACCAAUGGGCACAGAGAGGCAGCAGGUAUGGAGAAGGGCGUGGGCUUUGGAGUCAGGUGUGGGUUCUAAGUCUGGUGCCUCUUAAUUGUUG
Molecule: messenger RNA, 1842 nt
Organism: Prionailurus viverrinus (fishing cat)
Lineage: Eukaryota; Metazoa; Chordata; Mammalia; Carnivora; Felidae
Gene: CFAP141
Product: cilia and flagella associated protein 141
Exons: 4
Coding region: 593-943 (116 amino acids)
Source: RefSeq, a predicted model, not a curated record